CGAACGACUUGCGGUGUCUUACGUUAUACUCCCGUUCUAUUCCCGAUUAUAGCCGAUUAGCCCAUAGCAACACCUGGUAACCGAUUCUACCCCGAUAGACCCAAAAUUAACAAACAUGUUCGUUCUUUGCCAAUGUUGCCCGAUGUUGCCCGAUCAUUGAGCAUUUCUUCCCGUUUCUUCCCGUUGUCUAACGAUGUUCCCGGGAAGAGUAACGGUGUUUCCCGAUGCAACCACGCUAUUUGCCGAUGUUAUAACGAUAGCUGCUGAUUAAGCCAUCGGGCACCAUCGGGGCCCACUAUCGGGUAGGUGUAAACCCCGCAUUAAUCACCUCCUUCAAGUUCGGUUACCCCAAACACAACGGGCGAACCGCCGGUCUGCCACAUAGCUACAGGACAGCUUGCAUACAGGAAGUCCACUCAGCCGAAUAGGACUCAGGACAGAGGGGUCACAGACAGGUCAUAGGGCGGUUUGUGAGAAAGGAAAGGAAGGAAAGUGGGGAUUUGAGAGCUGGUGACUUGGCUGGGAGAGCUAGCCUAGUAACGCUAACGUUAAUCCCAUCUGAGCUCGACGUGGCUAUCUUUAGCCUAGCUGUGCAUUCUAGAACAGUCAAUGUUUUUUCGUUGCUGGAUUUCAAUCGGGUACCUCUGGCUUUUCCAAAACCAAACCUUUCACAGAGUAUCAGAAAGACACCGGAGGCGACGAAUGUAUCACGACGCAUACGUCUGCUGACUAAUCAAAUGAUGGCGGAUCGUCCACCUAUGUAUUGCAGGGUGGAUGCGACUGUGCCCAUCCUGCGGAUAUGGCGCGAUGAGGGGGCUGAACUGUGGAAAGACUUUCGCCUGUACAGACGUGCCAUGAACAGCCUGCAGAGGCUCCUGGACAGGGGGCAAGAUCAUGGUUGGGGGAAUCAAUUUGAAAUCCUGAUCUACACAUAUUGGCUUGCCAAUGGAUUGUCAUACCGGGUGGUAUCCAGUGUGUUCAGUGUACCGAAGGCAACUGUGCACAGAGUUAUACACCGGGUGGCACAAAGUAUCUGGAACAAUUUGAACAGGGUGAACUCCUUCCCACAGGCCUAUGAGGAGCUGAAAGCAGUAGGGCAAGGGUUUGCUGAUCUAUCAGGGACCCCUGCUUUUGCAAAUGUUGUCGGGGCGAUCGAUGGAACCCAUAUUCGGAUCAAGCCACCACAACUACAUCAAUUAAACUAUCUAAAUUACAACAACUUUUAUUCAAUUAACAUGCAGGCCAUAUGCGAUGCAAAGGGGACAUUUUUGGACAUUUUUGUGGGCUACCCAGGGUCUGUCCAUGACAAAAGGGUAAUGAAAAACAGUUAUUUUUAUUUGACUGCCAGGUAUCCACCGCCAGGUUACAUGCUUUUAGGUGAUGGUGGGUACCCCUGCCUCCAGACGCCCGUAUGUCUGUUGACUCCCUAUAAAGAGCCGGUGAUUGGGCGGGUGCAGCAGCGCUUUAAUUACCGCCAAUCCAAGGCGGGUUCUGUGAUAGAGCGGGCCUUCGGGAUGAUGAAGACAUGGUGGAGGUCAACCCUUUUCCGGGCACUAGAAGUCAAGCCUACCUUUGCCCCCCAGGUCAUUGCUUCCUGUGCCUUCUUGCACAAUGUUUGCUUAAAUAAUGGAGACACACUGGAUCCUGAUGAAGACAUUGCCAGGGAUGACCUUGACCCCCAUCCCCCUCAAGAACAAAUUGGACUCAAUGAAACACCAGGAUUUGAUAUCCGAGACUCACUGGCUGCCCAAGUCUCAUAUGAAUUUUAAAUGUUAU
This is a messenger RNA of Gadus macrocephalus (Pacific cod), 1776 nucleotides long. RefSeq names its product dimethylarginine dimethylaminohydrolase 1 (gene ddah1). The record is from RefSeq and is a predicted model, not a curated record. The coding region runs from base 738 to 1769 and encodes 343 amino acids. The transcript is spliced from 3 exons. Gene Ontology annotation, molecular function: amino acid binding; dimethylargininase activity. Lineage: Eukaryota; Metazoa; Chordata; Actinopteri; Gadiformes; Gadidae. Gene Ontology annotation, biological process: arginine metabolic process; positive regulation of nitric oxide biosynthetic process.